Molecule: messenger RNA, 4875 nt
Organism: Nicotiana tabacum (common tobacco)
Lineage: Eukaryota; Viridiplantae; Streptophyta; Magnoliopsida; Solanales; Solanaceae
Product: lysine-specific demethylase ELF6
Biological process (GO): regulation of gene expression; chromatin remodeling
Cellular component (GO): nucleus; chromatin
Molecular function (GO): histone H3K4me/H3K4me2/H3K4me3 demethylase activity
Source: RefSeq, a predicted model, not a curated record
CCGCUGACGUCGGUGCUGCUGUGCGCCUUAUCCCACCUGGCGUAGGUUAAGGAAAUGGUGGUUAAAAGUGCUAUAUUACGCAUCUUCAAGAGUCAAAACUGUCCGUUAUAACCUGGACACAACAAUGUUUGGGGAUUUUGGCUUUUUUCUCACUCAUCGUUUUGAAGAUUGCCCUCGAAGUUUAAUUCAAGUUUCAGGUUCACUGUCUAGCAUACGUCGCGCCUUUACAUUUUUCCAGUUCCUGCAUUUUUUCGGAGGAACAGAAGCUCAAAUUAGGGUUUUGUAGUUGUGUAAACUCACUCGUUUAGCCUGUAGAUUUUAGGGUGUUUAUUUGGGUGGUUAAUUAAUUCAAUAUUCUCAUGAGUUAUUGUGGUUAUGGUACUCUCUGUUGAAUGGUGAUGAAGUGUGUGGAUAUACCAGAAUGGCUUAAAAGGUUGCCCCUGGCACCUGAAUUUCGACCUACUGAUACUGAAUUUGCUGACCCCAUUGCUUAUAUAUCCAAAAUUGAGAAGGAAGCUAGUGCUUUUGGUAUUUGCAAGGUGAUUCCACCAUUGCCUAAACCUUCAAAGAAGUAUGUGGUUCAUAACUUGAAUAAAUCUCUAUCCAAGUGCCCCGAGUUGGGUUUGAAUGCCAAUCGUGAUACUUCGUCUACAACAAGUGGUGAGGAUGAGGGAAAUGUUGAUGGUGGAGAAUUUAGGGCAGUUUUUACCACGCGGCAUCAAGAAUUGGGGCGUAGUGAAAAGAAGAAGAUAAAAAGGGAAUUUGGUUUUCAAAUAUUGGGAGCUCAGAAGCAAGUGUGGCAAAGUGGAGAAGUUUAUACAUUAGAGCAGUUUGAAGCCAAAUCGAAGAAUUUUGCUAGGAGUCAAUUGGGCGUGGUUAAGGAGCUUUCUCCAUUAGUUGUGGAGGCAAUGUUUUGGAAGAGGGCUUCCGAGGACCCUAUCUACGUGGAGUAUGCAAAUGAUGUGCCCGGUUCUGCAUUUGGGGAUCCUGAGGGACACUUUCAUUAUUUUCGCAGGAGGAGAAGGAGGGGGAAGAGGACAAUUCCCGAUAGAAAUAGGCGACGAAAUUCUAGUUAUAAGAAUGAUGGAGUAGGUACUUCUGGUAAUAGUGCGGACAAAAGUCCAUGUCAUAGCGUAGAGACACGAUCCGCUUCUUUGUUGACCCCUCCAUCAAAGAAAAUAACAAACUCGUCCCUUUUUAGGCCAAAAGAUUGUAGUAAUGCUGGUGCAAUGGAAGGUAGUGCUGGUUGGAACCUUUCAAACAGUCCUUGGAAUUUGCAAGUAAUUGCACGGUCGCCUGGGUCACUGACUCGCUUCAUGCCAGAUGAUAUCCCCGGUGUUACUUCUCCUAUGGUCUAUAUAGGGAUGUUGUUUAGCUGGUUUGCUUGGCAUGUUGAGGAUCACGAGCUUCAUAGUUUGAAUUUUCUUCAUACGGGAUCCCCUAAGACUUGGUAUGCUGUGCCAGGAGAUUAUGCAUUUAAUUUUGAAGAAGUCAUUCGUCAUCAUGCUUAUGGAGGAAAUACUGAUCGAUUAGCUGCUCUUACGCUAUUGGGCGAGAAGACCACUCUUUUAUCACCUGAAGUUGUUGUAGCAUCAGGCAUCCCCUGCUGCAGAUUGGUACAGAAUCCUGGUGAAUUUGUUGUCACUUUUCCGAGGGCCUACCAUAUAGGUUUCAGCCAUGGCUUCAAUUGUGGCGAGGCUGCCAACUUCGGUACUCCACAGUGGCUUACAGUUGCCAAAGAAGCUGCUGUUCGUCGGGCUGCCAUGAACUAUCUGCCUAUGCUAUCUCAUCAGCAGUUGCUUUAUCUGUUGACCAUGUCUUUUGUUUCAAGUGUGCCAAGGUCCUUGCUACCUGGGGUGCGAACCUCUCGUCUGAGAGAUCGUCAGAAGGAAGAAAAGGAGCUUCUGGUAAAGAAAGCCUUCCUGGAAGAUAUAGAAAAAGAGAAUGACCUGGUAAAAGUUUUGCUUCAGAAAAGCUUUUCUGACAAUGCAGUGUUGUGGGAUGUGGAUAUGCUGCCGUCUUCAGGUAAAGAAUCUGAACUGCACAAGCAUGCUAGUGUGGAUGCUUCUAGAGGGAAUGAUCAGUCUGACAAUAUCGAUAGUCAGGAUCUAUUAGACCAGAUGAGCUUAUACAUGGAUAAUUACAGUGACUUCUAUGUGGAUGAUGAUGUGUCAUGUGACUUUGAAGUCGAUUCGGGGACAUUACCCUGUAUAGCUUGUGGGAUUCUUGGUUUUCCAUUUAUGGCUCUGGUGCAACCAUCGAAAAAGGCUGCGGAACACCUUUUCCCAGAGGAUUUUCAGAAUAAACAAGAUUCUGGAGCGGUGAAACAUGUGGAGUCGGAUUGCCAUUCAGAUCUUAGGGGCAUGAUUGAGGACUAUAAUAGAGUUGACAGAAUGGAAAGAAAUGGGGGGCAUUUCCUAAACCAUGAUGAAGUAUCUUUGUCUUCCCAGCCAAGUGAAUCUGUAGUUACUCCACAUGAGGGUCAAACAUCACAGUCUCAUAAUCCAUCACAUACAGAUAAUGCAGCUCUGACUUCAAAAGUUGAGCUCGAGAAGGAAUGGGAUUUUUGUAGGAGUUUUGUGAGACCACGGAUAUUUUGCCUUGAGCAUGCAAUUCAGACUGAAGAACUUCUGCAUGCUAAAGGUGGAGCAAAUGUUCUUGUGAUCUGCCAUUCAGACUUUCAGAAAAUCAGUUCACAUGCCACAAUUGUUGCAGAGGAAAUUGGCACGACAUUCAAAUAUAAUGAGAUUACGCUGGCUAAUGCAUCUCAAGGACAUCUUUCGUUGAUUGAUCUAGCAAUCGUGGAUGAAGAACAAGACAAAUGUACAGAAGAUUGGACAUUGAAAUUAAAUAUCAAUUUAAGGCACUGUGUGAAGGUGCAAAAGAAUUGUCCACUUAAGAAGUUAAAACAUGCAUUGACUUUGGGUGGAUUGUUCUCUGAUUCAACUCUUAGUUCAGAAUCCUUGAAUCUCAAGUGGCAGUCCAGAAAAGUACGCUCAAAGAAGAAGUCUAAUAAUUCAACAGAAAGUCCACCAUUCGCAAAUGUUCAAAUAGAGAAGGUACUUGAUUCAGGAUCUAUAGUGGGCAGGCAGAGUACCAGAAAGGGAAAUAUAACCAUCCAGUAUUCCAGGAAAAAAUACAAGUCUAAGGCUUGUAGUUGUGCGGAGGUCACUAGCGCUUUUGUGGAUCCUUUUAAUGCUUUGACGGAGGAAGUUUUGCUUACAGAUGCAAAAACAUUGGGAAGUAGUACUCUCAUCAGGGAUGAAAAUGCAGGCACGGCUUCUUCAGGGGAAAGUUGUUUUGCUGCUUCUGAGGGGAAACCAGGACUGCAUCACGAACAUGAGAUGCUUUUGGUAAAUAGAGAUCAAAAUGGAAAUCUCCUUGAAUCACAAGAAGCAGAUUUACUUGUUACCUCUUCUGUAAUGGUGGAAUUCAGUGAGGCCCAGGCUGAAAUGUGUACUACUGAGAAGUUUUCAAUGGAGGAAAAAACUUGUCAUACAAAUUCAAACAAUUGCCAUGCAGAGCAUAAGACCACGGCUCCAGAGAUUAGUGGAGAAACUGAGGUAGCUCAUGUGAAUACUCCUGCAUGUACAACCAUACCUGUGGUUCAGAGUACUGCAAAUAAUGAAAAUUUGAGGGAGAAUCAGGAUACGACAGAAUCUGGCAUCAGAAAUAAGUCUGCUCAUCUGACGGAAGCAGAUUUUGAAAGAGAUCAUCAUGGAGAGGCUGAUAAAACUAUUAUGACCAGAUCUCCCGUGCCUGUCAACUCCUCAGGAUCUUGCACUGAUGGUCCUUCAAGAAGUUGUGAUGAGCAGAUUGAGGAUCAAUCUCCAGAACAAUCUGGCUCAGGUGACGAGGCAUCUGAUAAUGAGACUUCGGACAACUCCGUGGAGCAAAAAAUCCAAAUUGAUAAUGCAGAUCAAGGUAUAGCUGUCUCUGACCAUGUCACACCAAUAGAAGAAGCUUCCACCUCAGCAGGAAGUCUCAAAGUGACAAGAGAGACAUCGAGUCCUAAGCACUCACAGAGUGGUGAUAAUAUCUCCGAGAGGCAUAAGAAAGAGUCAAAUGAUGAUACUUCUCCAAUAGUGUCUAGGCCAAUUGCAAAAAGUGGUGGCAAAAGAAGGCGUGAGCUAGAACUCCUAACAUAUGAUGGAUGUAGCAUUGGUGGCUUUGUUAAAAGCCCAUGUGAAGGUUUAAGGCCACGGGCUAGGAAGAAUGUUCUUGGGAGCAGAGUUGAUACUAAGGAACCUCUGGAGGAUAAAUCAAUGGGGAAGAAGGUGAAGACAUCUUUACAGAGGAAGGGGACUCACAGGUGUGACCUGGAAGGCUGCCGGAUGAGUUUCCAAACAAAGGUAGAGCUGCAACUGCACAAACGUAAUCGUUGCCCCAUUGAAGGAUGUGGGAAGAAAUUUACAUCCCACAAAUAUGCUCUGGUUCAUCAACGCGUUCAUGAAAAUGAUAGGCCCCUCAGAUGUCCGUGGAAAGGCUGCACCAUGACAUUCAAGUGGGCCUGGGCAAGGACUGAACAUUUGCGUGUGCAUACUGGGGAGCGGCCAUAUAAGUGCAAGGUUGAGGGUUGUGGACUCACCUUCAGGUUUGUAUCAGAUUAUAGUCGGCAUAGACGGAAAACUGGUCAUUAUGUAGAAGCGGCCAACAGAUGUUAGUUACUAUAAUCAGGUUGGUUGUGUAAUAUACCAUUUAACUCGACUGCUAGAGUGCGGAUUCAAGGGUUGAAAGACAAUCUUAAGAAUCAUGUAAACUAAUGCGCUCUUGUCAUUUUAGCAUGGGUAGGAGUAGUGUUCUUCGUUUGUAGAGUGCCUGUUUUCAGGAUUAAUUUUCAAUUUUAAAUAUAAAAUUGCAUGUCAUUCUUUCAAA